ACAAAAAAAAAAAAAAAAAAGACUAUAAAAAAGGCAGCCCUUUUUCUUUACCUUUCUUUUUUUUUUGUUUGUUUUUUAUAUAUGCUAUCAUAGAAUAUAAAUGUGGCCCAUUAAAAAAGAUAAGAAAGCGACAGUGGACAACUUGAAUGGGGUAAUGAGGGAUGUGGACUCUUACAUUAGCGAAUUAAGCCAAGAAAGUGCCAACCACACGCCGACCAGAGCUCAAUCAUUACAGCAGCCUCAGAGAGCGUCUCCUCAUGCAACGCAUCGAUCCAAUACCACCCAUCGACAUUACAAGAUCAACGAGACACCACAAUCCACUUUAUCUUCGCCGAUAUUUACCACUGAGAAUGGACAUCAGCCACUAUCAUCAUCGGGUGUACGACCGGCUUUAGGAGCCGCCACUUUUGUGGAACCUGGUUUAUCAAAUCAUCAUCAUUCUGACUAUGUAAAUACCUAUUUAAACAAACAACAGGAAGUCACUUCCACUCCAAGACCCACCAUCAUCACCACAAAAGAAUUCGAUCCAUCCUCUACCUCAGAUACAUCCACACCCAUCACUUCAUUUCCUCCAGAUCUGGCUUUACUCUCUGCUCUCAGUAAAGCCUUCUUAAGGCGAAUCAGAGGAUUGGAAAACGUGAGAGACUUAUUUUGUGCCAAUGAAUAUCCUGAAUCAUUUACCGGCCAAGAAGCCAUUAAAAUGUUAAGAGAUUUAUUAGACGGCGUUCCUGUACAUUAUUGCAUAAAACUAGCGAAUAUCCUAAUGAAGGCAACACCACCUCUUUUCGAGCCAAUUCAUUAUUCACAAAAGUCCAUUAUCCAGGGUGCACUUUUCAACUCACCCGAUGAAUACUAUACAUUACAAGAAGACAUGUCAGAUGAGGAUGUUCCUACCGGCAUCUUGACAGGCUUAUUGCCAUGUUAUAGCUACAUGUGUUUACCUGGGAAACCAGGAUGUUAUGCAUACGCAUGCCCUAACAAACCGGGAAAUUUCACCACAGCAUCAGAGGCACGUACUGCCAGUCGACCUUCAUCCACCGAGCAUAUGCUUUCAUCUGGCGCUGAAGGAUGGGUAGCUGCUAAACAUCAGAUUGCUUGGGCUCAACGCGUGCCCAAAGUCCUUUUACGCAGUCUGUCAAAGAAGGAAGUAGCUCGACAAGAAGCCAUCAAUGAAAUGAUUUAUUCGGAAGAAAUCUACAAAAAUGACCUGGACACUUUAUCCCAAGUCAUUGUCACGCCCUUGUUAACCAAAUCCACCAUCAUCUCCUCUCGUAAGAAACGGGAGCAGUUUGUAAGGGAAGUGUUUGGAAAUUAUACAGAACUAAAUGAGGUGAGUUCGGCCAUGUAUAAGGAUUUAUUGGAUUUACAGCAUGAAAAUGAUUAUGUCCCCAUGGUAGGCGAUACUUUGAUCAAACAUUUCGCUUACUUUGAAGAUCCCUUUUCACAAUACUGUCCCCGUGUGUCGUUGGCAGAAUAUCUGGUGAAAUCAGAGGAGAGAAACAAUCCGGAUUUUGAAAGAUUUAUAGUUCAGGUUGAAAAGAGUAAGAGAAUGCGUAGGUUGCCGUUUCGCCAUUUCUUGUUAAACCCUGUCACUCGUAUGCAAAGAUAUCCACUCUUGAUCAGCGCCAUCUUGAAAAAAACCGAUAAAGAGCAUCCCGAUCACGCUUAUCUCGUCAAAUGUUUGGAUAUGGUGAAAAAAGUCGCCUUUCAAUGUGACGCAUUAGCAGAACUUUUCAAAAAACGUGUAGAGAUCUUACGUAUCAAUGAUAUGAUCACAUUUAAGCAGGGCGAAUUUCAAGAUUUACAAUUGACGGAUCCUCAACGAAGACUAUAUUAUCAGGGAGAUAUCAAGAGACGUAGUAACGGUAUCGAAGUCACUGAAAAGUCCGAUAUACACAUCUUUGUCUUUGAUCAUUUACUUCUCAUGACAAAACUGCGAAAAUCUGCUUCGGUCACUGACGUAUACCGUGUCUGGAGAAGACCCAUCCCGUUACAAAUGUUAUAUAUCGGCACUGCCAAUGAUACGACCAUCCACGCCACCUCUACCACACGAAAUUUACUCUCCAAUUCAACCACAGGAUACCUGCAUGGGUCUUCAUUCUCUUACAGUGGAUUCGUGCCUUUAACUUUACAUCAUUUGGGUCAAAGAGGUGGGGUCUAUACUUUCUCUUGCUUGCCCGAGGAAAAACAAAAAUGGAUAGUAGCGAUUGAUGAAGCCAAGACUGCGUUAAAGAAACGUCUUGGUGAGAAUGUGUAUGAUGUUAUUACAUUGGAUGAUACUUCCUUUCGCUCGGUGGCUUUACCUAAUACUACAGUAAAACAAGGCAAAGUGAAUUGUACUGUUCCAUUCGUCACGAUUCACGAUGAACACAAAAUUGCGGUUGGAACAGACACUGGUGUUUAUUUCAAGAGUAUAGACAGGGUUGGUAUUCGGAAGGUGUUAUCAUGCGAAAAUGUGACGCAGUUAGCUAUUUUAGAAGAGUAUCACAUUUUGUUGGUAUUGGCAGAUAAAACUUUAAAGGCUUAUCCUUUAGAUCGUUUGGAUUGUCCUACUGCAGCUAAAGGGAAAUCGCCGGAACGCUUAGGACAGGAACUAGGACAACAUGUGCAUUUUUUCCAAGUCGGGUUCUGCAAUGGAAAAGAUCUAGUGAUAUUUAAAAAGAAGAAGAACACGAUGAGUAUUUUCACCUGUUUAGAGCCCAUCUAUGAUUUACGAGAUCCCAAGAAUGAAAAGUACAUUACUCAAAAGACGGGCUUUUUGAUGACCAGCAGAUCCAGUCAUGCAUGGUUUAAGAAAUACAAGGAGUUCUAUGUGGGCGCAGAAGCUACGAACAUUCAUUUCCUUAAAUCCAAAUUAUUGAUCGUCUGCGAACGAGGCUUUGAAAUUAUUGACCCUGAAAAUCUAGGCGUGGGUGGCAGAGAUAUACCCGAUAAAGGAGAUCCGCAGUUUAAUUUUGUACAUCGUCAAGCGGAUGCCCUGAAACCUUUGGCCAUGUAUCGUGUUCAUGAUAAGUUUUUGCUCUGCUAUAACAAGUUUUCAUUUUAUGUAAAUAAUCGGAAUGGUUCGCUUGUUCAAAGGGGUCCACAAAAGUUACCGCUUUUAUGCGAAUGGGAAGGGAAUCCUGAGAACAUUGUAUUUCAAUAUCCGUAUGUGAUUGCAUUUGAUCCACAGUUUAUCGAAGUGCAUCAUGUCGAUACUGGAAAUCUUGUACAAAUUAUACCUGGCGAUCAAAUUCGAUUGACACAUUUCCAAACAAAUGGUGACAAGACUGUGAUACAAGGCUGUAUGACACAUUCACAACGACCUGAAAUACAAAAUAUUUUUUACUUGAAGCUAAACCAUUUACGCAACAAUGCACGUAAAUUUAUUUAAAAGAAAUAAAGAAGGAUGGGAAGUGUGAAUAGGGUAUAAUUUGUCUAUGUGUGUUUAUAUUAUUAUCUACAAGUUAGAUUUCUCUUGAGGGGGAAUAUACCAA
Messenger RNA from Mucor mucedo, 3476 nucleotides. Its product is annotated as CNH domain-containing protein. The coding region runs from base 101 to 3373 and encodes 1090 amino acids. NCBI's taxonomy places the organism in Eukaryota, Fungi, Mucoromycota, Mucoromycetes, Mucorales, Mucoraceae. Gene Ontology annotation, molecular function: guanyl-nucleotide exchange factor activity. The transcript has 7 exons. The record is from RefSeq and is a predicted model, not a curated record.